Brenthis ino (lesser marbled fritillary) is the source of this 621-nucleotide messenger RNA. The record is from the annotation of a GenBank genome assembly. Lineage: Eukaryota; Metazoa; Arthropoda; Insecta; Lepidoptera; Nymphalidae.
AUGGCUACGAGAGUGGAAGUAGUCCAUCCAGAAAGUAUUCAUCAAUCAUUUCCCGUUGAAACAUGGACUUUUAAUGAAACAACCGUUGGUGUAUUGUUAGUUAUAUUAUCCUACCUUGCUGUUGUGUUAUGGAUAUUACCACGUUUUAUGAAAUACAGAGAGCCGUACCAACUGACUAAAACUUUAUUAUUCUACAAUGCAUUCCAAGUCGCCUUCUCUGCGUAUGCAGUUUUUCUUUAUACUAAAUACAUGUAUAAAUAUGGUAUUAUAAUUACAAGGUGUCCUAAAGGAGCUGAAUUCCAUGAGGUUAUAUCAGAAAUCUGGCCAUAUUUCAUUGCAAAGCACGUAGAUCUGUUGGAUACAGUGUUUAUCGUAUUGAGAAAAAAAGAUAGACAAGUCACUUUCCUGCACGUUUUUCACCACGCUCUCAUGAUUACAUGGGUAUGGUACUGCUUAAUGUACCAUCUUACAGACCAUUUUGUGGCAGUGGCAUUUGCUAACAGUUUCGUCCAUGUUUUAAUGUAUGCGUACUAUGGAAUAUCGUCGUUAGGACCCAAGUACUCGAAAUUUAUAUGGUGGAAGAAGCAUUUGACAAAAGUUCAACUGGUAAGUUUCAAUAAA